AACUCCGAGUCGACUGUGGAAGUGCUAUUGGAUUCUAAACGUUUGGAUUUACGUGCCCAGCACCAAAUUUAAAUACCUUCAACGGCUGUUAGCAUUGCCGUCUACAGCUGAGUGAGGGUUCGGCAUUACAUGCAUGCAUCACGACACAGUCGUAGCUUAGACCGUUACGCCGUUGAUCGAAGGCAUUUGAUCGAAGGCAUUCCACAAGUCAGUUGAAUUGCGAAUGUCAAGAAGCCAAUUCAUUACUUGCCGCGCGGCCAACGUUAUCUUACCUGUUAUGUCCACAAUGCAGUUUACACAUAUAUCUUGUGAGAGUUCUUGAGCGCUUUGCUGCCAAACGCUCACUUCAACCCACCGCUGCACUUAGCACCAUGCGCAGAAAUCGUAAUUCCCACUGGCAUCGCGCUUCAAAGCCUUCGAACAAUCCGCCGCAGGCCUCCAUCUCUGGGCCCUCUGUUCCCCACUCCCAGAUCCCUCCCGAUCCGUCGCCGCCGCUAUCUUCACUCAUUACCGAAAUGAGAAUUGACGGUCCGCGUGCGAUGCCCCCAACACACUACAUCCAGAACAACAGCACAAGCGUCCGCACGCAUCAAGAACCUGCAGAUAUCGGAACAUCAGUCCCUGUGGGAUCCGCAUCUCGUAGCUCUAGUGAUCUAAAGAAAACAAUCGUCACCAGCACCAAACUCCUGCUCCAAGCCGCAGCCACUGCUCUCAAGUUCACCCCAUCAAAAAUCUUGACCAGAUCCCCAACACGCUUCUUGCUUGUAUCAGUAUCUAUGAAGUCAGCAAACCGUCUUGAUGAUCUUGGUUGUGAUCGCCUCACGCCUGAUAUAGUCUUAGUGUGUUCGCUAAUGAUCUGCGUUAAUCCCCCAGGAACACAAAGAUGCGCCACUGGCAAGUAUCCUAUCAUUCGUAUUCUAACCCAUGGCGUAAAAUUGGAUCCCAGUGGCAGCUACAUUCUUACCACACGACGCCAAUGGUCGCCAUUUCUCAGUAUUAUUCUUUCGCCCAGCGGCCCGACCUGAUUAUCAAGCGUCUUCCUGUUGCAGGAGCGUGUUCUUAUUGGUGUUGUCUUGUCGUUCCAAUUCAUCUCACACCAUUGCCACACCUGUUUGGAAGCUCAGCCG
Messenger RNA from Cantharellus anzutake, 1127 nucleotides. RefSeq lists its product as uncharacterized. The transcript is spliced from 2 exons. Bases 372 to 1025 code for a protein of 217 amino acids. Lineage: Eukaryota; Fungi; Basidiomycota; Agaricomycetes; Cantharellales; Hydnaceae. The record is from RefSeq and is a predicted model, not a curated record.